UCGUCAACUCGUUCGUGGUGUUCGUGUCGCCAUUGUCGUUUCGCAGAGUGUUAGAAAAUUGUGUGAAAAAUUGAAAUCAAUUUUUUGUGAAUAUAAAAGUGUAAAAAGUUCAAGUGUAAGGAGAUCCAAAGUGCAUUUCAUGUGCGUUUUGCAAACGUAAUUUUCAGUAUUCAACCGUGAAAGUUAAGAAGAAUAACAAAAGGAAUAAAAUCUGCAGUGAAGAGCUAUACAAAAGCGUCAAUAGGGACGAAGAAACUUUUCGUCUUACCAAAGGCACCACCAAAAGAGGUGCACGCAAAGUGUUUCUUACCAUCAAUUGGAUAAGCAUACCAUAUAGGAAAAUCUGCUGACGUUUUUCAUCUGCAAAGAAAUCAAUAACAUCUGUUUAUCUAUUAAUCGCAUUGUAAGACGCUCUAAUUGUUGUUAACAUCAUAGAAAAUAAUAAACCAUUUCUGAUUGCAAGUUGUUGAUCACAAAAUCUUCGUUUGCAACCACCACAAAAGCGUCAGGACAAAUAAUAAAAAGGAAUUAUCAACAUAGCUAGUACUGUUGGUACUGACAUACAAUUUAGUGAGCUAAUAGGACGAGUGCCGCAGAAGUAGCGACGUUUUAGCGUAUGCUCAAGCUCCUGCGAAAACAGGUCACUUGGAAUGUUAGAUGCGGUGAACGCAACAAUUACAGUGUGUCGAUUGUGUGAAAAAAAUCAGCAGAGAACAGAGAAAAGCAGAAAUCUUGAAUAUGGCGAAUUUAAAUUUUCAACAGCCUCCGAGAAGUUUAGCAAACACCUCAAUGACAGGGCGAACUACAGGUGGAUUUGGUGGUAGUUCACUUUCCGGUCAUGUAACACCAACGUCUGGCAUGUUUCCAACGGGAGGUGCAAAUUAUGGACAAACGCAACAACCUCAACUCUCGCCGAAUCGCAAUGCACAAUUAUCUGUGGGCGGUCCGGCGUUAUCGAGAGGCGGUCGCGCGAAUAUCUUUGGUCAACAAGCGUUCGAACGGCGAGCCAUGCAGGCGUUAGGUGGUGGCCCAAUGUCGAAUAUGGGCAGCUUUAUGCAAUCCGGACGUGGUGGCUACGGUACUGGAGGUGGUGUGAGUGGUUUUCCCACGGUAUUUGGUGGCAGUGGGGAUACGGCAACGCCCGCGCUACUCGAUCCAACGGAAUUUCCCUCGUUGACAAAUGUGCGUGGCCAGAACGAUCAAUCACUGCCUCAGACGAAUCCCCUCCAGCCACCGGGAAGCAAACCUUAUGGUAAUUUCUUUACCUCUUUCGGCAUGGUGAAACAACCAACGUCGGAACAAUCGGAAUUCACCAUGUCCAAUGAAGAUUUCCCUGCGUUACCAGGCACUCAAAUCUCCGACGGUACAACGAAUUCGGGCAUCACGGAGAACAAUUUGGAUGGCGCGGAGAAGACAAUGAACUCGAUUGUGGGUGGCAGUGGGUUGGGUGCAGUUGGGAGUGGCGUUGGCGUUAGCGGUAGUAGUGGUGUCGGCAGUAGUGGUAGAGGAAUCGUCGACCAUCAGCACGAUAAUUCCAGCAAUGAUAAACUUGUGAAAAGCGGCGUGCAAACUUCACCUGAUGGUAAGGUCACAAACAUCCCAGCGAGUAUGGUGAAUAACCAAUUUGGUAUGGUGGGUCUGCUUACAUUUAUAAGAGCGGCGGAAUCGGAUCCAAAUUUAGUGACGUUAGCGUUAGGAAAUGAUCUUACCGGCCUCGGUCUAAAUUUGAAUUCACAGGAAAGUUUACAUCCUACAUUCGCUGGACCGUUUGCGGAUCACCCCUGCAGAGUACAAGACGUUGAAUGCAACGUGCCAACCGAAUAUUUGAUCAAUUAUGCGAUAAAAGAUAAACUGUCUGCACCCAUACUGAAUAAGCUGCAAGAAGAUUUGCUGUUUUUCUUGUUUUACACGAAUAUCGGCGAUAUUUGGCAAAUGAUGGCCGCAGCGGAACUUUAUGGCCGCGAUUGGAGAUUUCACAUAGAAGAGAAAAUAUGGAUUACUCGAAUUCCUGGUAAUAAUCAAGGAAAAUUCUACUACUUCGAUGCGCAAAGUUGGAAACGCAUGUCCAAAGAUUUCCAAAUCGACGCCGAAAAAUUAGAUAAAUGUCCCAAUAUAUCUGCGUUAGUGAACAUGAAUGGACAGUCUGUAUAAUAUUAAUAAAAUAUACAAAAAACCGAAAAAAAUCUAAAAAAAAA
Molecule: messenger RNA, 2195 nt
Organism: Ceratitis capitata (Mediterranean fruit fly)
Lineage: Eukaryota; Metazoa; Arthropoda; Insecta; Diptera; Tephritidae
Gene: Rga
Product: regulator of gene activity
Exons: 9
Coding region: 739-2151 (470 amino acids)
Biological process (GO): nuclear-transcribed mRNA poly(A) tail shortening; regulation of stem cell population maintenance; regulation of DNA-templated transcription
Cellular component (GO): CCR4-NOT core complex; P-body
Source: RefSeq, a predicted model, not a curated record